ACUUUAUUGCAAGCCUUUCUCAAGGCGAGCAGCCCCGUGGAGGAGGAGAAGUGCUUCUCGCCGUUGGCCGAUGGCGCAAAAUACAUCGACUUCACAUCAUACCUCUUAAGAUGCCUUCAGUCUGCAAUUACCGAGGCAAACUUCACGAAAACCGACGUAAGUCAUCAUACAGCUGCAGGAGUCGAUGCGUGCGACCGUUGGCGUUUUUUACGGGCGCGUUGUGCGGCUACUGGAGGCUCUUCUCCCCAUGAAAAUGCCCAAGGAGUUCAUGGGCGAGCCACCUGCAGCAACUGCUUUGGUUUCUGUCGUGUAGCGAAAUCUGACCAGGCCAAACGUAUGCGUCUGCCCACCCUGCGUCACAUGCUCACGGACACCUGGAGCAAGCUCUUCGAGAAGGAGCUACCUGAUGACUUGAUGUUGGAUUCACUGAUGCGACUGGGUGAUGGUCAGUUAGACAAGAUGACCGACACGGCGCGCCUCCUGGCCCCCUACGUGACAACCGUCUUCGAUCCGCCCUCCCCCGAUGUGCCCCCCUCCUGGUCGCGUGCCGUCUCUCGCGCCAUCCUCAAGGUCAUUCAUCUGGGAGGGCUCAACUUUGACAGGCUCUAUCCUCGUCUAUAUCAGCUGCUCGACGACAGCCUUCUCACGUGUCCACACGCAGAUCGUUUCCUCGUUGAUCUCGAUGACUUCCUGAGCUCCAUUCACUUGCCGGCCGGCUGGGUCGCGGCUUUCGCCAAACGCCUUGCUCAGCUAACUGUUCAAGGGGCGUCCCUGUGGCUUUUGCCGCCUCUGCUAACUGUGGUGGCCAAUUGCCUCAUCCGUCAUCCCAUGAGUCGUGUCCUCGUGGAUCGUAAGUCCUCGUCGGUGGACAGCAAGCGGAGACGUCUGGAAGACGGCGCGAAUGAAGAAGAGCAUGACGAGGCGGAAGCAGACGAAUGUUCAGGGGAUCCAUACACCUGGAGGCCCAAUUCCCUGGCCGACGAUGCGCCGGACGCCCUUAAGAGCAGUCUGUGGGAGUUGGCGUGUCUGGAGAAACACUAUCAUCCUGAAGUUGCCUCCCUAGCUCUGCGGGUUCGGCAGAUUGCUGGAUCAACGAAGCCCGAUCACUUGCCCGAUUUGAAAAAUCAGGUUCGCCUAGGAAAAAAUGUACGUUUCACGCACAGGUUGCCUUGA
Molecule: messenger RNA, 1173 nt
Organism: Mesocestoides corti
Lineage: Eukaryota; Metazoa; Platyhelminthes; Cestoda; Cyclophyllidea; Mesocestoididae
Source: the annotation of a GenBank genome assembly